AUGAGAUUCCAUGCUUGUGUGGAAGGUAGAGUGAUUGAAUUGCGAAAAGACCUAGAGGAAUCACGAUUGAAGGUAUUUACAUGGGCAUAUGGACCGCCUUUUGUGCACUUGAACAACAAGGUUAGUUCAUGGGCGAUUGAGCUAUUGAGGGGAGAAGGAAGUAGGAAGAAUGUUGAGAGGUGCGGUUGCGUGCUACCAGAGACAUAUGGACUUCCAUGUCUAUGCACAAUGCAGAGGUUCAGUGAGAAAGGUUUAGAGUUGAAUCCACACCACUUACAUCAUUUCUGGUCUUCUUUAAAUUACCAUGAUCCACCUGAUCGUGCACAGUGGGAGGACCAUGAUGCUAUUGAGAGCGAUAUUUUCGACAAAAUGGUGGAGGAGGUACGUUGUAGAGGACCAAAUUAUAUUCGAGUAGCUAUUCCAUCACUUCGAGCUCAUGUUCUCCCCGAGGACAUGGGUCUUCUUGAGCCUAGGGAUUCAGAGAUUCUGAGGGGUCGACCACCUAGGAGGGAGAACGCCCGAAAACGUUCUUGGUUUGAGCACGAGAGAUCACGAGAGGCACGCAUAAGUAAUACCAGCAAGACAAGCCCUCCGACGAGGGAUCUCACUCCCCCGAUGAGGGAUCCUACUCCCCCGGUGUCAGAUCCCACUCCCCCUAUGAGGUCAACACAUACAGGUCGUGCACGAAAGAGUCAAUUGUGGGAAUUCCAUAGUGAGAGGAAUAUGUGUCCAUACCUCCCGUACAUCCCAUCUAGCAUACACCAUCUUGUUAGAGCUUGGUUUAACCCCGAUGGGGAUGGUCAUUGUGGGUUUCGAGCAAUCUCACACAUUAUUCAUGGGGACGAGGGUUACUACAUAGAGAUGAGGCAAGCUGUUAUUGGAGAGAUUACUAGUCGAUGGGAUUCUAUAUAUAGUAGACAUUACGAUGGGACACUAGAGCAAGUAAUUCAUAGGUUGGAUCAAAGGAAUUCGGGAUGGUGUGGCAACGAGUACUGGUUUGAGGAGGUGGAUCUACUAGCAUUUGCGACAACGCACAAUUGUGCAUUUUCAGUCUUCGGGCGGGCAAAUGAUGGGACAUAUGGGUAUAGUGCAUUACCCGUGAUAGCGCCACCAGGGAUAACGUCUCCAAUUCAUGUUUAUGCCCUCGUUCAUACUGGAGUACAUUGGGUCCGACUUCAACUUGCAGACGUCGGAGGUGUUACACAGAUGCCUCCAUUUAGUUUUCAGUGGUCUCAUCUUCGCGAUAUGGCAACUGUUGGUUCUUGGUCAUUGUUGUACCAAGAGGAAAGAAGGUUGUUUUUCGCUCUUGGUGGACAUCAGCAAAGUAGACAAGACAAGGGCGAGCCGGAGCAUGUAGUACUUGAGUAG
This is a messenger RNA of Linum trigynum, 1368 nucleotides long. Lineage: Eukaryota; Viridiplantae; Streptophyta; Magnoliopsida; Malpighiales; Linaceae. The record is from the annotation of a GenBank genome assembly.